Phytophthora nicotianae INRA-310 is the source of this 2166-nucleotide messenger RNA. RefSeq lists its product as hypothetical. NCBI's taxonomy places the organism in Eukaryota, Oomycota, Peronosporomycetes, Peronosporales, Peronosporaceae. Gene Ontology annotation, cellular component: membrane. Gene Ontology annotation, molecular function: oxidoreductase activity, acting on paired donors, with incorporation or reduction of molecular oxygen; iron ion binding; L-ascorbic acid binding. Bases 125 to 1132 code for a protein of 335 amino acids. The record is from RefSeq and is a predicted model, not a curated record. The transcript has 4 exons.
CAGAUGAAGCCAAAUCCCAAUCCUUCAAAUUGCAAAUCCCACCCUUGUAUCAACCGAAUAUUCCCCUUCUAGCCACUUGUCUCGUUUUGCGGGUCUCCACAGUCCACACUUCAUCAUCAUCCCGAUGGCGCGCAAGAACGCGAAAACCGUCAAGAAGCCUGCCACGACAAAGCAGGUCGUGGACGCCAAUACUGAAGUCAAGAAGCAGGAGGAGCCCGCUGCCCCCACCACCGGCACGUUCGGAUGGGUGCUCAAGAUCAUUGCAGUGGUGGCGGCUGUGGGCGUGACGUACUUCCUGCGCCAACUGGACGUGGAGAUCGUGCGCGCUGCCCACUACAUCGCCCGCACUGAUGUGACGGAGCACCGACGCUUUAACGUCACAUGUGCGCCAAUGAAGAAAUCGGACCUGUUCGUGCCGGGCUGCCACCAGGAGAACGAGACCAUGUGCGGCCGUGCUCUGAUCGACAACUUCGUGAUGCCCAAGCAAGUGACGCAGCUGCGCGAGAUCGCUGAGAUCGGUAUGCAGAAUCGCUCGAAGCUCGGCGGCCCAACUAUCAUGGACAUCAACACGGGCUUCGUCCGCGACAGCGAGGGACUGGUCAACAUCUAUCAGCCUGAGCAGAGAAUCCCCAACGAAGACAAACCGGGUGUAAAACGCUUCAGCAAGAAGCAGUUCAGCCUGUACCGUGGCGUUGUGGAGAAGAUCCGCUUGGCCGUGAUGAAGGAGUUCGGUCUUGAAGAGCUGUAUUUCUCGGCGCCUACGUUCAUGACUCGCUUGAUUGGCAACGACUCGUGGACUCCCUCAGAGAUCCACGACGAGUACUGGCACCCGCACGUGGACAAGGAGAACACGAAGCACUACGACUACUCGGGGCUUUUGUACCUCGCGGACUACGGCGAGGAGUUCACUGGUGGACUCUUCUCGUUCAUCGACGAAAACUCGGAAACCGUUGUCGAGCCUGCUCGUGGCCGCCUCAUGAUGUUCACAGCUGGAGCAGAGAACUUGCACGUAGUGCGCAAGGUGGAGACGGGUACACGGUAUGUGUUGAGCCUGUGGUUCUCCUGCGACGAGCGCAAGCAGUUCCACAACUUCCUAGACGGCAACAUGCACAAGUACUUUAGACGCACGUAGGCAAGGAGACUGCCUGACAUGUACCGGUAAUCGGUGAUGAUUCGAACCAUCCUUUGUCUGCUUGUUGUCCUGUACUAGACUAUAUUAUUGCUGUUUUGGCUCUCCGGAGAAUGGAACUAGUGACAUGGCCAGGGAAAUGAAGGCGCCACGGAGAUGACGGUCGCGCUUUUCGACCUCUUCUCUUGCCAUUUGCAUUGCGUGUUCCCGGAACUUCUGCAUGAGCCGUCGCCGUCGCUCGUUGGAUGGAAUGCAGUGGCAGACCGUGUAAAUCGAGUUAGUACGCUCAAACACCAGCACACUAAGCGCAUCGGUAGCUGGUGGCGGGUGCCAUCGGACUUGUCGCGUGCUUGAGUCGUAGAAGUAGUGCUUCCCCGUUGUUUCAUCACAGUACUCUAUCCAGGGUGUUGGCAAGGGCUGGACCAUCGUGGCGCUUCGAAAGCCGAAGCAUAGCUCGCACACCACAUCAGUCGCCGCGUCUGGAGGGUUGUAGAAGCUCGAAAGAGCACGAAAUACGUCAGGGUGCUUGUCCUUGUCGGUGGUAACUCCCCGCCUCGCAGUGCCUGCAUUGAUCGAACCGCGUGAGCGUCUGCUAUUGCUGCGGCUAUUGAUAUCAUCGUCGUCUUUCUCUUGAGAAUUUUCAUCAUGCUGCGAGAACAACAGCGCGGCAACACUGGAAGAGAUCGCGCUGUUCGUGACGGCGCCAUCGCAGAUUCCUUGGUGCUGCUUGCGCGUCUCCGCGGCAAACUUCUUACGAAAAAUCUCCUGUCGGCGGUCGUAGCGAUCGAAAUCGACCUGGAGCUGCUGGCCGAUGCGGCGGGCCUCAUCAAACAUCUCCGUUGAGCUGCGCAGCGCCAUGCUGAACACAGCGCAACAAGUAGUAACGCAUACCCUAAGACAUCUACGCGGCCCGAGAUAUUGUUAGCAUGUCCAAGGACGGCACGCUGGAAAAUGCUCGACUGUUCUCGAUACAUUUUCACUAUUGGCCACGUUGAAGUGGUGUGGCCAAUCGUGUGACCCGUCCGUGUCUCAUCCAU